This is a messenger RNA of Venustampulla echinocandica, 1344 nucleotides long. RefSeq lists its product as uncharacterized. The transcript has a single exon. Lineage: Eukaryota; Fungi; Ascomycota; Leotiomycetes; Helotiales; Pleuroascaceae. The record is from RefSeq and is a predicted model, not a curated record. The coding region runs from base 1 to 1344 and encodes 447 amino acids. Gene Ontology annotation, cellular component: catalytic step 2 spliceosome.
AUGGAGUCCAAGGCUCUCGCUCGUCGCGCGGCGGACACCGAGCUUAUGCCGCCGCCUCCGCCUCAAAAGCGCAUCAAGCGUCCCAAGAACGUCAUUGACGAAGAUUCAUACACCGAUGCAAUUUCCGAAAUCAUAGCGCGCGACUUCUUUCCCGGGUUGCUGGAGACAGAGACCCAGCAGGAAUAUUUGGAUGCGUUAGAGUCUCGGGAUGGGGCAUGGAUAGCUAGUGCCGGUCGCCGGCUUCAGCAAGUUAUGACUCCAGGCAGGAGAAAGGGAAGACGAGGAACCUCGAUGCAGACGCCGCAACGGGCCUUCGAUACGCCAAGCGGCUUUGGAGGAGAUACACCUAUGUCUGUGACAUCUGAAAUGACUUCGAAACCGGAACUAGCGGAGGUCGAUACGAAUAUGAGCCUAGACAAGUUCCAAUCGUUAUACACCAGUGAGGAUAAUGAAAGCUUCUACAAGUUACUGGAUAAACAGAACCAAAAACGGGCAGAAAAAUAUGCCUGGAUGUGGUCGAGCAAUAAUAAGCUACCAUCAAAGAUGAUGUUAAAGCAGAAGGAGGUCGAGGUGAAGCUAUUAGAGUCACGAAACUCUUUACAUGAUGACGGGGGCGAAAGGAACAAGUUGGCUAUCCGAGAUGUGUCCGAGAAACCCGCGAGACCAGAUGGCUGGAAAUCCAAACCAAACAACACGCUUAUGUUCCAGCCGGACAGCGUGGAGGAUUCUAUCGAGACUGUGGCCCAGAGAUCCCAGCAAGAGUCGAGAGCAGCUCCAAAGCAAGUUGCGUACGCUAAUACGCGGAUGCCAGUAGCAGAAGUCUCUAUAGAAGGCCCCAGUAUUCCGGCCUCACCAUCGUUGUCCGCUGUGAAAGAUGCUAUAGCUGGGCGCAAGCGCGCUGGCUAUUCCGAAUCUGGCUUUGACGGAAGCGAAACUCCUCGUGUUAAUGGGUAUGCGUUUGUGGACGAUGAUCCUGAGGAUGAUGCUCCUGUUCAUGCCCCAAUAAUCACGUUUGGAAAAGGGGAGUCGAUUAAGAAUCCAUUCGUGAUUAAGGAACAAAGUCGAAGGGAGGAUUUACAUCACCGGAUGGUGGAUAAGACUGCCCAAACGAAGCGGGCGUCUAUGAAAAAUGGAAUGACAGGCAAAGUCGAUAUGACCCCCGUCCCAAAAUUCCCCAGCAGCCCAAGGGUUGGGCCAGGCCAGCUCACCCCGGCUGCACAGAGACUAUGGAGCAAAGUUGGAAAUACCCCCAGUGGGCAGGGUGAUGCAUUUGGAACCCAGACGCCCCGGACGGUAAAGCUGAAAUCGGGGCUUAGAGCUCGAUGGACGCCUUCUGCAAAGUAA